Molecule: messenger RNA, 2183 nt
Organism: Malania oleifera
Lineage: Eukaryota; Viridiplantae; Streptophyta; Magnoliopsida; Santalales; Ximeniaceae
Product: ribulose bisphosphate carboxylase/oxygenase activase, chloroplastic
Exons: 7
Coding region: 307-1746 (479 amino acids)
Molecular function (GO): protein binding; ATP hydrolysis activity; ATP binding
Source: RefSeq, a predicted model, not a curated record
AUAAUUAACAGACAGUGGGACGCGCAUUGUCAGAUACGGACGCAAGAGGCGGAGUCGGCGACGGAGGGGGAGCGUUCAUUCCUUCCCAUUUCCAUUUUCCAUUUCAUUUCCCACACUGACCGCCCAAGACUCUUCUCCGGAAAUCCACCAGAAACAAAAAAAAUUUUGAAGAAGGGUGACCACACAAUCUCCAUCUCUCUCUCUCUCUCUCUCUCUCUCUCUCUCUCUCUCUCUGUAAUUUUGGUCUGCCUUCCUUCUGUUGGAUUGGAGAGAAGAAGAUAUCAAGAAGACAGGAGGAGAGGGGAUAUGCAGAGGUCCCAGGAUCACCGGUCAAGAUCUUCCAAACCCACCACCAUCCAUGGCUGCGCUCAGUCCGCCGAUCUUCUCUCCUUCCAGAAGUUGCUCCGGGGCAACCCUUCUCUUCUCAAUGAGCGAAACCCUGUUAUGGCACAGACACCGCUUCAUGUUUCUGCUGGUUACAACAGUGUGGAGAUAGUUAAGUUCUUGCUUGGUUGGCAAGGACUGGAAAGGGUGGAAUUGGAAGCCAAAAAUAUGUAUGGAGAAACUCCAUUGCACAUGGCAGCUAAAAAUGGGUGCAAUGAAGCCGCACAACUGCUUCUUGCUCAUGGUGCUUUUAUUGAGGCCAAAGCAAAUAAUGGAAUGACACCUUUGCACCUUGCUGUUUGGUAUUCACUCCGAGCAGAAGACUGCUCUACUGUCAAGACAUUGCUCGAGUGUAAUGCUGACUGCUGUGCUAAAGACAAUGAAGGCAUGACCCCUUUAAAUCAUCUAUCACAAGGUCCAGGAAGUCAGAAGUUGAGGGAACUACUUCACUGGCAUCUUGAAGAGCAGAGAAAACGCAAAGCCAUUGAAGCAUGCAGUGAGACAAAAGCUAAGAUGGAUGAUCUUGAAGCCGCAAUAUCAAAUAUCGUAGGUUUGCAUGAGCUCAAGUUACAACUGAGGAAAUGGGCAAAGGGGAUGCUUUUGGAUGAGAGGCGUCGGGCCCUUGGGCUAGCAGUUGGUGCUCGAAGACCCCCUCAUAUGGCAUUCCUUGGCAACCCUGGAACAGGUAAAACUAUGGUUGCAAGAGUUCUAGGUAGAUUACUCAACAUGGUUGGAAUUCUACCGACUGACAAGGUGACAGAAGUGCAGAGAACUGAUUUGGUUGGGGAAUUUGUUGGUCAUACUGGACCAAAGACUAGGAGAAAGAUCAAAGAAGCUGAGGGAGGAAUUCUUUUUGUGGAUGAAGCCUAUAGGCUGAUACCCAUGCAGAAGGCAGAUGAUAAGGACUACGGACUGGAAGCCUUAGAGGAAAUUAUGUCUGUCAUGGACAGCGGGAAAAUUGUUGUCAUAUUUGCUGGUUACAGUGAACCCAUGAAGCGCGUCAUCUCUUCCAAUGAGGGCUUUUGCAGAAGAGUGACUAAGUUUUUCUAUUUUAAUGACUUCAGUUCUGAAGAACUGGCCAAGAUUAUGCAUCUCAAAAUGAAGAAUCAAGUGGAGGAUAGUUUGCUGUAUGGAUUUAGGUUGCAUACUUCUUGCACUGUGGAUGCCAUUGCUGCACUGAUAGAGAGAGAAACAACUGAAAAACAGCGCAAGGAGAUGAAUGGAGGUUUAGUUGAUCCAAUGCUAGUUAAUGCUAGAGAAAAUUUGGACCUCAGGCUCAAAUUUGACUGUAUAGACACUGAUGAACUACUUACAAUCACGUUAGAGGAUUUAGAAGUGGGCAUUCGAUUGUUAUCCCAUUGAAACGUACAAGAAUUUUGAAGCUUAUAGUCAUUCUUUUUGGCUUGAAGCCUUAUAACAAUUCUUAUUAUUGAAUUAGAAGGUUUGCCCCUAUAAUAUGCCUUUAUUUCGCGGUGUUACCUGACAAAGACAACUUGGCGAAUAACAGAGCUUGAAGCUGUGUGAAGUGGGUGAACUGAACUGCCUAUGGGUGUAUUCUGGGAAAAUUUUUCAUACUUUUUGUAAUUUGAUAAGUUUCUGUUCUACAUUGUUGUGUUUAGAUUUUUAUUUUUUAUUUUUUUGAUUCAAACUAAUUGUUGAUUAUUUGUUGUAUGUUAGGAAUAAAUGUUAUUUCCUUUCUAUAGUUGAUUUUUGAACCAAGGUUUCAUUUUUCCCUCCAGUGUAACUUGGAGCAAAAUAAUAAAUAAACUAUGUCAAGCAUAUGCUUGCUUUUUGUUGAA